Penicillium waksmanii is the source of this 1446-nucleotide messenger RNA. Its product is annotated as Set1-mediated histone H3-K4 methylation subunit Swd1. Lineage: Eukaryota; Fungi; Ascomycota; Eurotiomycetes; Eurotiales; Aspergillaceae. Gene Ontology annotation, cellular component: Set1C/COMPASS complex. Gene Ontology annotation, molecular function: protein binding. The transcript has 5 exons. Bases 1 to 1446 code for a protein of 481 amino acids. The record is from RefSeq and is a predicted model, not a curated record.
AUGAACCUUUCUCUUAUCGACCCCUUCGUCCUGGCACAGGACUACCCUGACACUUUAACAGAGAAACUCCAGAGCGGACAUGCGACCUGUUUACGAUUCGACCAUACCGGUGACUAUCUAGCUUCUGGAAGAGUCGAUGGAACAGUCGUCAUCUUCGAUAUCGAAACGAACGGUAUAGCUCGCAAGCUGCAAGGGCACACCCGCCAGAUUCAAUCUCUCAGCUGGUCUCGAGAUGGCCGAUAUCUCCUCACCUCAUCACAAGACUGGAAAUGCAUUCUGUGGGACUUGGAUGACGGCUCACGUGUGCGCACAGUCAGAUUCGAGGCACCUGUGUACAUAGCGGAGCUGCAUCCAUUCAACCACCUUCUCUUUGUCGCCUCACUUUUCGAAGAUCAGCCUAUUUUAGUCGACGUCUCCUCCCCAAAACCUAUCAAACGAAUCCUACCUUCCGCACCUCUCCGUCCACAGGCUACAAAUGGCGAAGAUAUUGACCCGGCCGUUGCAGCAAAACAAGCAGCUCAAGAUGCAAAGCAUUCGACCUGCGUGACCAUAUUCACGGCAUUUGGAAAUCACAUCAUUGCGGGAACGUCGAAAGGGUGGAUUAAUAUUAUUGAGACGGAAACCUGCACCACUAUUCACUCCAUGCGCCUCUGCAAUGGAGUCGUCAUUCUGCUCCGUCUCGCUAGUAACGGUCGAGAUCUACUGGUCAACAGCUCCGAUCGUGUCAUCCGCACCGUCCUCAUGCCCGACCUUUCCCAACUCGGUAUCGAUCUCGAGCCUUCCAAUAUCAAACUCCAAGUCGAGCACAAGUUCCAAGAUGUCGUCAAUCGACUAAGCUGGAACCACGUUACCUUCUCUUCAACCGGCGAAUUUGUCACGGCCACCACAUUCAUGAACCCCGACGUCUAUGUUUGGGAACGUGGGCAUGGAUCCCUAGUGAAAAUUCUCGAGGGACCACGCGAGGAACUAGGCGUGGUAGAAUGGCACCCAUCCCGACCAUUGGUUGUCGCCUGUGGACUGGAGUCCGGCUGUGUAUAUAUCUGGUCAAUUAUCAGUCCACAGAAGUGGUCUGCACUAGCGCCUGAUUUCGGCGAGGUUGAAGAGAACGUGGAGUACGUGGAGCGCGAGGACGAAUUCGACGUGCACCCCGCCGAGCAAGUUCACCAGCGUCGUCUUGAUCUCGAAGAUGAAGAGCCUGAUGUCGUCACUCUCGACCGGGUCAAAGGUGAUAUUGAAGGGGAUGCGGCUGGCACCUUCGGUGUGCCUGUCCUCCUCGAUAUUGAAGACAGCGAAAGCGGCGAAGACAUCAUUGCUGUUGGUCCUGGUACCAUGCGACGACGGACUCCCGGGACUGGUCGGGAAGCUGUCAAUGGUGAUACCGGUAAAGACUCCGGCUCUACUGCGCAAGGUGUGUCGCGUGGUGCGGCGAGGAAUCGCCGACGGUAA